Cryptococcus wingfieldii CBS 7118 is the source of this 1128-nucleotide messenger RNA. RefSeq lists its product as hypothetical. The transcript has 3 exons. Bases 1 to 1128 code for a protein of 375 amino acids. NCBI's taxonomy places the organism in Eukaryota, Fungi, Basidiomycota, Tremellomycetes, Tremellales, Cryptococcaceae. Gene Ontology annotation, biological process: cardiolipin biosynthetic process; CDP-diacylglycerol biosynthetic process. The record is from RefSeq and is a predicted model, not a curated record. Gene Ontology annotation, cellular component: mitochondrion. Gene Ontology annotation, molecular function: phosphatidate cytidylyltransferase activity.
AUGUCUAGACUGGCCCCGCUGGUUCCACUGCUGUCGGUGGGAAAGGGAAGUGUCCCCCGGCUGUACUUUCCCCUGAGGAGCUACUCUUCGCAGGAGAAGACGGAUCCUUAUACCAAACUCAGGCCGCUCAUCUCGACGUUCAAGGCGCCCGUGGACUGGGCAGUGGCAUAUGGCUCUGGUGUACUACCCCAAGCGUCUUCUGCCCCAAAGAAUCAAGUGGAAGAGAAGAAGGAAGCGCCAUUGACAGACUUGCUUCUGUCCACCCCCAAUGCCGAGGAAUUUCACUCCAUCAACCUGCGUCAAAACCCCACCCAUUACCCAUUAUACGCGAGGCUGCUAGGGGCCAAAUCAGUGGCGAGGAUUCAAGAAAAGUGGGGGGCGGGGGUGUGGUACGUGACGAUGGUCGACAUUGGCGGGACGAAUGCCAAGUAUGGGAUCAUAACCAGCUCUACGUUGGAAGACGACUUGAAGGACUGGACAACUUUCUACCUUUCCGGCAGACUCCAAAAACCCACCUUGCUCCUCCAACCGCCCCCUCCCUCCCUCGAGGCUGCUCUUCAGACCAACCUUCAAUCUGCCCUCUCCCUAUCUCUCUUGCUUCUCCCAAGAGAAUUCACAGAGGACGAGUUAUGGAUGAAGAUUACCGGCCUGAGCUAUGAAGGUGAUCCGCGAAUGCGGGUGCCAGGGGGUGAGAAUCCGGGCAAGGUUGGGAAUAUCGUGAGAGGGCCGGGGGCGAGGGAAGGCUUUAGGGAGAUGUAUGGGCCUUUCCUUCAGAGAGGUGAUCUGGGAGUUGAAUGGGCCGAGGAAAAGAAGGGAAAAUGGACGUGGAAAGGGACAGGGGAGGGAAAGUUGGUGCAACAUAAAGAUCCCAAACACAUGGCCUAUCUGGCCUCAACCCUCCCCAGCAAUCUCGUAUUCCAUCUCCCAUCCUCCCCAUCUUCUCCAGAAACCUUCCUUCCCCUUGUGACAAAACCUUCUUUCCCCACAGAUCUCUCCAAGACGUUGAAUGAGAUCAUCCACACCCCUGCUCUUCGGCAGAGUGUCAAGGGGUUGUUCACGGCGGGAUUGACGAAGAGCGUAGUGUAUACUGGUAAGAAGGUUGGGAAGUGGUUCAAAGGGCGAAAGUGA